Trypanosoma rangeli is the source of this 1440-nucleotide messenger RNA. RefSeq lists its product as uncharacterized. The record is from RefSeq and is a predicted model, not a curated record. Lineage: Eukaryota; Euglenozoa; Kinetoplastea; Trypanosomatida; Trypanosomatidae. The transcript has a single exon. The coding region runs from base 1 to 1440 and encodes 479 amino acids.
AUGGGAGAGAGCACCACAGACGGUGACGCAGAAGCGUACCUGCGGCGUGCCUCCAAGCUGAAAUGGAAGCACUUUGCCAGCGGGCACUCCUCCGUAUCGCAGAAAAAAGCAGGCUUGGUGGAGGUGAAGGCUGCCGAGUGCGCUUCGAAGCUGCCCAUGCGUUUGCCGAUGAAGAAGCUUAAGCGUGCUCAUGACAGUGAUAGUGACAGCGAGAAUGUCCGCUCUCCUUGUCUUGCCGCUGUGACGCCUCCGACAGCUUCUGUCAUUUCUUUCUCUUCCCGUACUCCAGCCGAGAAGCCUCGCAACGGUGCGAAGAUGACGUUGAUGGAGAAAUGGUUUCCCGGGCGAACACUGGGCAACGCUACUCUUGAUGCAGCUCAGGCACCAACAAUGGUCUACACGGAUUUGUCAGUAGCUCGUAUGAACGCCGCGCGUGAACGUCUCCUGACGUUGCGUAGUGGAGUAGAAGAUGUGACAAACUAUACAUCAGUGAACGGCGACAGUGGCGUUGCAGGUGGCACGACUGAUUGGAAUUGGCUGGAAUUGCGGGACGCAUUGUCGCAGCUUACUUCGCGUGACGCAUUUCGCACGAAGAAGCGUGUUGUGAGGGCCGUGAAGUGGUUGUCUGCUUCCAAAACUCCAUUGAGAGGUGUCCCCAACUCAGCCACACCGCGGCUCUGGGAGAAAUACGUGCAUGAGCACGGUCCGGAAUGUGGUCAUGCCCCACCGCUCUCUAUGUUGGUGUGGCUGGAUAGCGCGUGCACAACGGCGUUAUUUACUGCGUUGGUGAGCCGGAUGCUUAAGUGGUAUAAACAGGGAAUGAAACCUGUGAUGCGUACACCUUAUGCCUUGAAAGAAAACGCUUUGGAAAGCGACCAAAACGCCGGUGUUGCCGAUGAGGAGGAGGGAGAAGUUGAUGAAGACGCUUCAGAAUCGCAUGACGUAAGAGAGGAAAAUAAACAGGAGGCAGAUGGAUAUCAUAACCGACCAGUUUUUUUCACAAACCUACCAACACUGAAUAGUGGUGGUGCCAGCGAAGAAAUAAUUUCUCUAUUGUCUUUUCUGCGCGUUCUUAUGCCUGUGGAUGUGGAGGAUGCAUCUGGAAACGUACAUCGUUCGGUUGGUUAUGGGGUCUGGCUGUACGCCUGCUUGUCUGCAGUAGACACGCCACUGGAUCCAGAUUUAGAUCGGCUAGUCCACGAGCUUUUUGGAGUCUGUUGUCAGCAACUCCGGACGUUGGGUGAGGCACACGGGAUUCAGGGCGGAAACCGCGGGGCCAUUGUUCACGCCUUUUCCCCACGCAGCGGUGAUAACACCUUACGUAGGGAGUACAACGCAAUGCAUGAUGUGAGGAGAGAGGAUGUUUUGGCGCUCCACACUAUUAUUAUCAUUCUUGCGAAGUUGUUUCGACAGAAUCAAAACCGUUUAAUUCCUCUUUAG